Cylicostephanus goldi is the source of this 513-nucleotide messenger RNA. Lineage: Eukaryota; Metazoa; Nematoda; Chromadorea; Rhabditida; Strongylidae. The record is from the annotation of a GenBank genome assembly.
AUGUGCGCGUUGCUUCAUACUGACAAAGAUGUCUCAAAUGCAGAAAAUUGUUUACCACCUGAGAUGGAACUCGGUAACAUCGAAUAUAAAGUCAAAUUAGUUAACCCAUCUUCAUCACGUCUUCAACAUUUGAUCACACAAAUGAAAUGGCGUUUGCGAGAAGGACAAGGCGAAGCUAUCUAUGAGGUCGGUGUGGAGGACGGAGGCCAGAUGAGCGGCCUGUCUGAUGCAGAAUUGGAAGCUUCACUCACCACUCUUAGAACUAUGGCAAAUGCUCUUGGUGCCAGCAUGGUUAUUUUGACCGAAAGAGACGUAACCCCUCGUAACACCACAUCACGACGAAGAGUAGUUGAAGUGCUGGUCCGCAAGGUUCCUGAAAGUCAACAGUUCAUAGAGUUGAGGUUGGCCGUUCUAGGCGGUGUUGAUGUAGGCAAAUCCACAUUAUGUGGUGUGAUGACUCAGGGUGUGCUUGAUGACGGAAAUGGUAAAACUCGUCUAAAUCUUUUUAGGUGA